AUGUCAGACAAAGGACUGCGGGAGAAGGAGGAGUAUUUCAAAGAGCAGGAGUUACUGGAUAUAUCAGAUGAUGAGACAGAUUUCCCCGAUGAAGGAUUCUUGAAGGCAGAACGCGCGCUUGCGGAUUCAAAGGCGAUGCCUCCUCCCCUUGUUCGGCAGAGGAGCAGCUUUCUAGGACCCACGCCCAAGGAGAGACUAGCAGAGUUUGAAGCACACACGGCAAAUCAACGUCCAGCCACGCGGCCUGAAGGGCAUGGACUGACCCGGUCCGCCACUGCUCCAGAACCGGAGAUCACUAAGAGUUUCCCGGUUAUGAAGCCGAGACAGAGACCUUCAUCGAGUCCGGACGACCGUCCUGGGAAGAAGCUGAAGAAGACUGUAUCGAUGCCAGACAUCAAGGCGCAUGACGAUGUCCCGUUCUAUAAGCGAAUGGGCGAACUGCCCAGAGAGUUGAAGAGCGGGAAGAACGUCAAGACAGCCGAGAACAUCAAGCUUGACCCAGAGCACAAGCAGUUGUUACGAGGGAAGACAGUGUACUUCUACCCCAACGAUGACAUAAGUCAGGCCCGUCGACAGCGCAUACAUAAAGUGAUCCAACUGGGAGCAGCAUGGGUCACUCGCUGGCGGGAUGACAUUACGCAUGUUAUGGUAGAUGAUGGGAAUCAUACGUAUUCCCAAAUCCUGCAUCGCUUGAACAGAGCAGGAUUACCUGUAAGUUUUGGGACCCUGCUAGAUCCGACAGCUGGACGGUUUCUAGUCAAAGGCGCCCCGCGCCCGAGCACUACGAGCAAUCCCACUCCUGGUGCGCAUCCUCCAUCAUCCCCGGAGUCCCAAGUUUCCCUUCAAGUCAAGCCGUCCAGGCGCCAAUUUGCGGCCCAAUCAUCACAGAAAAUUGAUUCCGACCCUACGGAAGCCAGCUCCCCGGCACAGCACGGAGGGGAGUCAACCAGUGCUGGUGAGGAAAUUGUGAAGGAUAGUUUCGACUAUCCUGCAUCUUCCCCACCAACAGUUCUAGCUAAACCUGCGGAUGCGUACGAUGACGCUCUGUCGAAAGCUAUCCAGGAGACGAAAGCCGUUGCACACCUUCCUUUGGAUGAAGAGGAAGAAGGUGACUCUCGGCCAUCCAGCUCCGCAGGACAGGACCCAGACUACGGCACCGAUGAUGAAGCCGAACUAAGUCCCAAGCGCGUAAAGACUUCCAAAUCCACAACCACCGUGCCUAAGCAUAAAACAAAAGGUGGCGUAGACCCACCCGCCUUCCAGUGCAUGAACCCAGGCGGCAACUCCAUGUCACAAAACCCUAACGCCCGCACCAUCCAAGUCCUAGAAGAAAUGUUGAAGUACUACGACCAAAUGCAAGACCAAUGGAGAACACUCGCCUACCGAAAAGCCACCGCCACCCUCCGCAAACAAACAACAAAAAUCACCACCGCAAAAGAAGCGGCCGCCCUCCCCUUCAUCGGCUCCCGCCUUGCCGACAAGAUCGAAGAAAUUGUAAUAACCGACCGGCUCCGCAGGCUAGACGAAGCGCGUGAUGAUCCACAGAACAAAGUCCUCCGACUCUUCGUAGGCGUAUACGGCGCUGGAUUGGUGCAAGCCAAUAAAUGGAUCCAAGCCGGCUACAAAACGCUCGACGACCUCGUUACCCACGCAAAACUCACAGAGUCCCAGAAGAUCGGCAUAGAACACUACGAUAACUUCGCGUCUCGAAUCCCCCGCGCUGAAGCCGAAGCCCAUGGUGACUUCGUCAGGAACGCGCUGAAGAAGAUCGACCCAGUGUUCGAAGUCAUCAUCAUGGGGUCCUACCGGCGCGGCGCAAAAGACUCAGGCGACAUCGACCUCAUCAUCACCAAGUCCGGCGCCUCAAUUUCCACCCUCCGCACCGUCGUGUUCGGUCAACUCGUGCCACAACUCCUCAAAGCCAAGUUCCUCAAAGUCAGCCUCGCGACCUCGCACCGCACCGACGACGGCACCCAAUGGCACGGCGCUUCUUGUCUGCCGUCAUCCAAGACCUGGCGGCGUCUGGAUCUGCUUCUCGUGCCCGAGGAAGAAAUGGGCGCCGCGUUGCUCUACUUCACCGGCGAUGAUAUUUUCAAUAGGAGCAUGAGGCUGUUGGCUAGCAAGAAGGGGAUGCGGUUGAAUCAGAGGGGUUUGUAUAAGGAUGUCAUGAGAGGGAAGAAUAGGGAGAAGCUGACGGAGGGCACACUGGUGGAGGGCAAGAGUGAGAGGAAGAUCUUUGAGAUCUUAGAGGUUCCGUGGAGAGAGCCGAACGAGCGGAUUUGCUGA
Molecule: messenger RNA, 2286 nt
Organism: Trematosphaeria pertusa
Lineage: Eukaryota; Fungi; Ascomycota; Dothideomycetes; Pleosporales; Trematosphaeriaceae
Exons: 2
Coding region: 1-2286 (761 amino acids)
Biological process (GO): double-strand break repair via nonhomologous end joining
Cellular component (GO): nucleus
Molecular function (GO): DNA-directed DNA polymerase activity; DNA binding
Source: RefSeq, a predicted model, not a curated record